This is a messenger RNA of Microtus ochrogaster (prairie vole), 1838 nucleotides long. It is a transcript of the gene Ascl1, whose product is annotated as achaete-scute family bHLH transcription factor 1. Gene Ontology annotation, cellular component: RNA polymerase II transcription regulator complex. NCBI's taxonomy places the organism in Eukaryota, Metazoa, Chordata, Mammalia, Rodentia, Cricetidae. Gene Ontology annotation, molecular function: RNA polymerase II transcription regulatory region sequence-specific DNA binding; DNA-binding transcription factor activity, RNA polymerase II-specific; protein dimerization activity. The record is from RefSeq and is a predicted model, not a curated record. Gene Ontology annotation, biological process: positive regulation of transcription by RNA polymerase II; regulation of neurogenesis; sensory organ development.
CCCCGCUACUCUUUGACCGGGCAUGGAGAGCUCUGGCAAGAUGGAGAGCGGAGCCGGCCAGCAGCCGCAGCCCCCGCAGCCCUUUCUGCCGCCUGCCGCCUGCUUCUUUGCUACGGCGGCGGCGGCGGCUGCGGCAGCAGCAGCAGCGCAAAGCGUGCAGCAGCAGCAGCAACCGCAGCCGCAGCAGGCGCCGCAGCUGAGCCCAGUGGCCGAUGGCCAGCCCUCAGGGGGCGGUCACAAGUCAGCGGCCAAGCAGGUCAAGCGCCAGCGCUCGUCCUCUCCGGAACUGAUGCGCUGCAAACGCCGGCUCAACUUCAGCGGCUUUGGCUACAGCCUGCCACAGCAGCAGCCGGCCGCAGUGGCGCGCCGCAACGAGCGUGAGCGCAACCGGGUCAAGCUGGUCAACCUGGGCUUUGCCACCCUCCGGGAGCACGUCCCCAACGGAGCGGCCAACAAGAAGAUGAGCAAGGUGGAGACGCUGCGCUCGGCUGUCGAGUACAUCCGCGCUCUGCAGCAGCUGCUGGACGAGCACGACGCGGUGAGCGCCGCCUUCCAGGCGGGCGUCCUUUCGCCCACCAUCUCCCCCAACUACUCCAACGACAUGAACUCUAUGGCGGGUUCUCCGGUCUCAUCCUACUCCUCAGACGAGGGAUCUUAUGACCCUCUCAGCCCAGAGGAACAGGAGCUGCUGGACUUCACCAACUGGUUCUGAGGAGCUGCCGACCCCUGCUGGGGAUGGACUUUGGAAGUAGGGUGACGGCAGAUCCUGCAUCUUUAGUGUGUCUCGCCAAGGACAUUGAGAGUGAGGAAGAAACAAAUGAAGAAGAAAACAAACAAACCAGAAGGACGACCUCCAGGGGCAACGUGACUAUGAUGCCUUGUUCUCAGCAAACAGGGUUGGGCUGCAAACAGCACCUCUGCACUCCAGCCCUUCUCUGAGACGAAUGAGUGACUGGUAGCUGAACCUAAGCCCAAGUCACAGCUGGUGUGCAAAAGCAGUGGCUUCCUUUCCUAAAGCAAGAGAGCCACUCGCUCUUCAGUAAAGCCCAGCCACUAACAGGCAGGGUUGAAAGCACUUGCCAGUGCCUUCACCUCUCGCCCUCUGCCCUCUGCCCAAACCAAGUCCUAGCCCUUUGGACUGGGUUGAUGUCUUUCCUUAGUAAGCCCCAUCCCAGUGAGCUGUGGGCAUUCUUGGACACCCUUCCCCUAUCCUGGUGGCCUCCUCCCCAAGCCCUAAUUCUCUCUCCCACUGUCUUUGCUUCUGUUUUCAUCAUAGAAUGCUUCCAAUCUUUGUGAAUUUUUUUAUUAUAAGAAAAAAAAUCUAUUUGUAUCUAUCCUAACCAGUUUGGGGAUAUAUUAAGAUAUUUUUGUACAUAAGAAAGAGAGAGAAAAUUUAUAGAAGUUUUGUACAAAUGGUUUAAAAUGUGUAUAUCUUGAUACUUUAACAUGUAAUGCAAUUACCUCUGCAUACUUUGUAGCCCAUCUUACAACUGCCAUUCCCCCCUUGUGGUUUCGUAGGGAACUCCCUUCCUAGGUGAGAUUUAAGUGCCACCAGAAUGACUUCAGCACCGAUGUGUCUUACUUCCUAGAAACGUUGUUAAUGUAUUAAUGAUGUUAUUAAAAAAACUGUUCAAGAAGAACAAAGUUCAUGCAGCUACUGUCCAAACGCAAAGUGGCGGCCAGUUGGUUUCCAUGGGUUGCCUUUUGGAAAUUUCUACCACUGCCUUUUUUUUCCCCUUACUGUUUUAUUACAAACUUACAAAAACGUGUAUAACCCUGUUUUAUACAAGCUAGUUUUGUAAUAAAACUUUUUUCCUUUUUUAUAUAAAAAAAAAAGA